UUUUGAUAGGGACUACAAACCACCUCUACAAGGAAAACCGUCUGGAUAAGGGCAGUUGCUAAAUGCUGUAAAUGUAAUAAAAAUAAGCUAUUUAAACUCGACAGUAUAUUCCAUAUAUAAAAGUGCAGUAAUUCUUGCAAAUUAUAUUAAUUGAAGUCGAUCAAGUCUAGGUUAAUAUUAGACUUCUUAUGCAUAGAUUUACACACAAUCAGGAGCAUGAACAGAAUGAAAAGAAUGAAAAAUUUUAUAGGAUUUUCACAAAUACCAAAUCUGUCAUUGUCUUGCAGUUUCUGGAGAAAAGCAUUGUGGGGGAAAUCAUACAAUGCACUAGAACAAGCCUAUGGGGUGAACGCCAUUCUCAGAAAUGGGCAUAAAAGAACCAUGUACCAGGAGCUCUUGCAUUUGUAUUUCCUGGCCUGCUGGUAUGCAUUUCUCAGAUAGGGAGUCAUUCCUGGGAGCCAAACUCAAAAGGUGACCUAGAUGAGGGUGCCAAAACUUUGUCCAUUUGGGACAGCAGAUCUGCUCAGGGAAGAAGAUGCAAAGGUAUAUCAAACACUAGUGAAAGCAGUAGUGGAACCGAGGUCUUCAUUGACAUUUCGGGGCCACUAACAGGACUUUGUGGCCGCUUUCUUGAUCAGUGGUAUUGGAGAGAAAGCAUAAUAAAGAAUUAAUUUAUUAAUUCAACCAUACAUCAAUUUUCCAUGCCGCUUAUCCUACACAUGGUUGCUGGGGAUCCUGGAGUCUGUCCCAAGGCGGGGGACACUGUGGAAGGGGUACCAACCCAUCACAGUUGCAUAUUCAUUCACACACCCUGCACACUUUUGGAAAUGCCUAUUAGCCUACAACACAUGUCUUUGGACUGAGGGAGGAAACUGGAGUACCCAGAGGAAACCCCCAAGGCACAUGGGUGCAAGCUCCACACACACAGAACUGGUAGGGAGAACUUGAGGGGCAGGCGGACUACCCUCAGUUCCAGCUUCAUGAUGCACUCUUAUACCAGGUGGCCACACACCGCCUGUAAUAGAAGCAUCUAUGAUGACUAACACCUGCCAGUGGGUCAAUACUCCCAUACAAGGCAACAAAAGGCCACUUGCACACAUCUCAGUAACAUCUCAGUUGUGGUGCUAGAGAGAGGCUGAUGGACAGAACUUUGCCUUGGAAUAUCUGCCCAUGUUUCGACACAGAUGUUCACAUAAUGCUAACAAAAAAGUGUGGAAGUGCUCAAGAUCAAGGUUAAAGUCACCCAUGCUUCUUGUCUCUAUUUCUCUUGCUCUUUCUAUCUCCAAGUGAAAAGAAUCACUCAGCUCAUGGCUGUGAUGUGUGAUUGACUCUGUUUUGCAACAAAACAGAUCCUUUCACAUCUACAAAGAGAGAAAGAGCAUGGAUUAUCUGAUGAAAGCAUAAGUAGCACUGGAAAGAGCAUAGUCAAAAGGAGAAAUGCGAGAAAAAUUAUGAAGUAGAGAACUGAAAAUGUUUAAUGCUAGAGGGAAGACAGAAAAGGGAAAUGGUGAGCAGAGAGAAGUAAGAAGUCAUAGAACCGACUCUUGUGGCAAACCUUAAAAACAUCAAAGUAAUGAUCUGUCUAAGACCAGAUGCCAGAAAAACAGAUUUCAAUGUAUACCAGGCAACAGAAGCAUUGAAUACACCUUCAAUUAUACAGCUCUCCAUCUGCCUAUGAGAGCAUACUUUUUUAGUAAGACCUCCCUUGUACCCAAAGGAAACAAAGUCUUCCCGAAGGAGCUCUAUACACAGUGUGUUUCAGUGAUGAUUCAUCUAAAAUAGUACAUGCAUGGCACAGAGGAAAUAUUUUGCUGUCUCAUUACACAAUGACAUCCAUCCAUCCAUCUUCUAUACCGCUUUAUCCUUAUCAGGGUCACGGGGAACCUGGAGCUUAUCCCAGGGAGCAUCGGGCACAAGGCAGGGUACACCCUGGACAGGGUGCCAAUCCAUUGCAGGGCACACAAACACAUAUACACAUUCACACAACAACAAUGACAUUUAUCAUCAUUUUCAAAUCUCACUUAUUCACCUGCAUAAAGAGCUCCCAAUUGUACCUUUACACUUUAAAGAUUUAUGUAAUAGGUCUAAAAUGCUUAGUCAUCAUUUUGUUUUGUUCAGUUGGUUGAGCUAAUGAUAAUUAUUGUGAAUGUUUUCAACAAACAGCUUGGAUUGAACCAAGGACCUGUGCUGGAGCUGUUCAUAGCACAAUGCCUGGGAGAUUGGCAAGCUCUCCACCAAUCUGGUUUAUGUCAAUCAUCCAGUGUUGCUGGCAUAGUUCACACUGCCGGGAGCAUGUAAAGCAACCCUGUGAAGUCUGCACUAUGUACCUGGGCAGCUCUUUGGGCUCUUUGUGGUCAAUGAAGCCCUAGAGAGGUGAGUUCAGGGUUUGGAAUCAAGUCAACAGAACAAAGCCAAGUGGAACCAAUACGUUACUAAACUGAACCAAUACUUUGAUGUCCUCUUAACUUCCACAGGCCUCAUCAGAGCCUCAACAAAUGGUUGGAUGCCCCAGAUCCACCCUGUGGGUCAAUCCCCAAGUGGUGCUCCUCCACCUUCAGAAAAUCCCACAGAACCCACCAAUGAAUAAUAUGGUCACAGCCAAAAGCAUUGCUUAUUGGACAGCAAACACAUUUGAUCAUUGGAUCUCUGUAACCAUGUCACAGGGGUACUCCAAUUCUGCCAGUGGCCCCCAAACUUCUUGAGAAUUAAAGACUCACCAAUUUCAUACCCCAAAAAUGUCUUUUGGUUCCUUCAUGGAAAGAGGCACAAUAUGAUACGUAGACCAUAUCUUUCAGAACAAAGGGAUUCUUCUCAAUGUAUUUUCUUGUUCAGGGAAAGGACGGCAGCUUCUGUCAUAUUCUGGAGUGGACUGAAAAGGUUCCUAAAAGUCCUCUUUUGCAUACUAAAGUUUUUGGACAUUGUUCUUGCUGUGCAGCCGUGAGACUGGUUCACAUCAGUGGAUCUGCAUGAUUCAUUGUUCCCUUUGACCUAGAACACAGGUGCAUAUUGUGGAGUCACCAUCCUGGUGCAGGCAUACCAAUCCAACUUUCUGCCCUUUGGACUAUGUUUAGCCCCGCAGGUGUUUUCAAGAUGCACAUAGGCUACCUUGUCACCAUUGAUGGCCAGAUGUGACAGGUUCCUCCUGUAUUUGGACAUCUGGCUCUUGUGUGCCUCUACUAGAGAGAAGUCAAAGAUCAAUCUCAAGGUAAACUGAUACUGGUGCUGAUGAACUGAUCCUCUCCAUAUGAACGUGUACAGAAUGCUAAUCUGAAAUGGGUAUUAUUCAAGACAGCAUUUUCGCUUGAUCAUCUCAGCAAAAAAGUUUGGGAACAUGCCUUGGUAAUAAGCUUGCCCUGCAUGCACUGGUGGCCAGUUUCCAGAGUGACCUUUUAGUUGAAGGUCUUUGCAUUAUCAUUGGUGAUAUCCUGUGUUCAUACUACGGUUACUUCAAUAAGAAAUGUUUUAUAUUCAGACUCUGAGCCAUAUCAUAAGCCAACAUACAAAGGACUCUACAUUUUUCUUUUAGUAGUUUCCUUUUCUGUAUUACAAAACUAAUAGCUGUACUCUGUUCUUUUAAAAUCUUUCAACUGUAACUUUUGUAGGAUAUAUUUUUGUAUGUUUAAAAAAAAAUAUAUGGUUUGUAAUCCAGUUCAGAUUAAGUACCUGCCAAUUCUUUCCAUUCUAUGGAAGGAAAAUUGAAGUCCAGACACAAAGUAGAAGUGGCAGAGGAGCCAAGGUGCUGUUGCCUGACUGCAAAUAUUGGUCCUUGUAUAUACUAUCCAUGAGGCAUAUGUUAUUUUAUAGCAGUAAUUGGUAAUGUCUUUUGACAAAAAGUUUCCCACACUGUUAGUGCUCUUGUUGAUUUAAAAGCAAACAGUGGCUGAACAUUAAGUGAUAAACAAACAGCCAUGUUAUUUUAAUGUUAACCAUUAUGUAUUUGAAAUCCACACUUUACUGACUGAAAGAUUCAUUUGUAAACCUCUUGUCAGUCAUACAUCAACAAGUCUUGAGUUAUAGGUGCAGGGAUCAGAGAGCAGUGUGCACGGACCCUUAAGACCCAUUCUUCACAAACUGAGCAUGUGGAGUCAAAUGUCAUGUGUUGCAUUUCAGUUCACACUGGAGGUACGUCAGUGAAACGUCAAUUCCAGCUCAUGAUUGACACUGCUCUUAUUUUAUUACUUAUUACUUAUUUUCACUUGCCUGUGUGAGUGAAGCAUAAAACUCACUAGAAACCCAUUGUAAUCACAAAACUACACAUUUAAAUCCUACACUUUAUUUAGAAAAUCAUGAUCUAAAGAGGUCAUGAUUGUGCAAUCUGAGGAUGCUUAGCAAAGUGGUGGUGUUUUUUUUAUUGCUAUGUUACUCAUUUUACACCAAUAUACCAUUUAUUUACUCUCCCAUUGUAUUAUGUCAUGCUUUUAUAUGAACAGUUUUGUAAUUCCGUCUAGCAGAAUAACAAAACGGACAGAGCAAAAGAGCAGUGUGACCUCUUUUUCUUCUUCUUUUUAGGUGCUUUACAUCCAGGCCAUUGUAUUAGCUCCAUAACUGAUAAUUGAUUGCUGGUUUUGCCAAAAACGGAUAAAACAUUAAAGUGUGCUGUUGCCUUUUCUGCUGCCAGUGGCUCAUACAGAGCCACUUUCAUAACCAGUGUGAAAGGACUGAGGACUUGGCGUGAUGCAUCCGGUGUGAAUUCAGGAUUACACUGAAUGCGUUAACCAUUACACUGCAUGCAUGUCAAGUGUAAUUUUUGCUUGAGUUCUAUUUCUGCCAUGGUUUCUAGAUAGAAUCACGCUAUGUUCUGCAUUGUAUGCCCAAUCAGUAUGUGAGCUAUAGUUCAGUCUAUGACUAGCACCUACUGUACUGUACCUCUGUACCCAGAGCUUGUUAGAAUUGCCUGUACCAAUAAUAAAAAAACAACUUAUUUUGCUCUUAAACAAACAAAACAUAGAGUUUAACCCACUAACCUUCAUCACUGUAAAUGUCUGUAGUCUCUUGCCUCAUUUUAGAGCACUGUUUGAUAAAAAACCAGGUCACUGUGCUUGCUUUGGAGAAGAUGAGGUCUUUGGCUCGAGCUUCAGUAUACUGUAUAGAGCAAGUUGUUAAGACCAGUGCAGGAGACCAAUUUUUCAUACUUAGACAUACACUCAUACACACACACUCUCACACACCCUCUUCUGAAUGAGUCAAAAUAAACCAAAUGCUUCUAUACACCCACAUGCAUGCACAUGCACAACAGUUAGGGAAAGUGUUUGUGUUGCUGUCUGGCAUGGUAUAGAAGAAUAAUCGAGGACAGGACUUCAAACUCUAAAUGUCACCUAGAGAUGGAGGAGGAAGGUUGGGAGUGGUUAUAUAGGAGGAACACUUCUGUAUGGAUGCUGUCAGCCACAGGUAGACAUGCCGAGGUGGGAUGCGCUUUUGUUUAAUAGGAGGAGGAGGAGGAUAAUAAGGAAGUGAAAGGUGGAUGACAGUAGUUUUGUUUGCUUGUCUGUGAAAUGCUCCUGGUCAAUGGGCUGCUAAAAAACCCAAAAGGAUAACUAUAGAUAUGUCAUACAGACAUGUCUACUCAAAGUAUUGGCACUGUUAAACUCUCUAUUAUAACCUGGGACACUGAGUGGUGUUAUUUUGUAGGAGAAGAUACCCUAACGCUUCCACCCAGCUCAUGGGAUAAAGGAUGACCGGGGAAAGAAAUGGGAGUCAUUCACUUCUGCCUAUCUACUUGAGUCCACUGAUGCCUGCAGGUCUCACACACACACGGUCAGUUAUUCACACAAAUUACCAUAAUGAAGCUUCAGCCUUAACACUGUAGAUAGGUGGUUCUCAGAGUGGGGUCCGUGAAGCAUAGCCAAGGGGAUCUGUGAUUGGUUUUUGUGUGUGUGUUAGAAAUCACAAUCCACCAUUAUCAAAGUUAAUACAUUUAUUAUUGAGCUCUCAUCCUUAUUACCCUAUUUGAUUGUUCCACUUUAAUUGAAUGGUUUUAAUCCAAACCUCAGUAACUCAAAAACAAAUAGACUUAUAAAUAACGUCAACUUGGACCUAAUACAUUAUCACUGGAAGGUUGGAAGGCUGUAAUUGAAAACGCUCUAGGGAUCCAAUAAAUAUACAGAAUAUUAUUGAACACAUAAUAAUGAGCCUAAUUUAAGUAGUUUGAUUAUGUUCCAAAAAUAAUUAUGCAUUAAAUUUGUUUUACAGUUAAAGGGUUCGCUGACUGCAAAAGGUUUGAGAACCCAUUCUGUAGAUGAAAUCACAACACACACACACACACAUUUUUCCUACUAUGCUUGUGAGGCCCUCUCAUUGACUCAUACUCACCGAACCUGGACAGUUGAAGAUUGAAAAAUGUUGUCUGGUAUUUUUCCAUUGUUCAAAUCUCAAGUUUCUUGAUCCUUUGUGUUAACCUGGAUGGUACCUGAUGUGUUCUACUGCUGCAGUGUAUCUACCUCAAGGUUUGAAAUGUUGUGCAUGCUGAGAUACUUUUCAGAUCACCACAGCUGUAAAGAGUGGUUAUUUGAGUUACCGUCAGCUCAAACAAGUAGGCCCAUUCUCCUCUAACCUCUUGUCAACAAGGCAUAUCUGUCCUCAGAACUCUUUCUCGCUGGUUGUUUUUUGUAUUGCGCACCAUUUUGUGUAAACUCUAGACCAUUGGUCACCAACUGUGCUCCUGGAGAUCUACCUUUCUGAAGACUUUAGCUCCAAGCAUAAUUGUGCCCAUCUGACCAGCAUCUAAUCAUUGCCUUAAGAAGUAUUUGAUCAACUAAAACAGGUGUGUUAGAUUUUGGUUGGAGAUUAAACCUGCAGGAAGGUAGAUCUUAAGGAAGAGGUCUGGUGACCACUGCUCUAGAGACUAUUGUGCAUGCAAAUCCCAAGAGAUCAGCAGUUUCUGAAAUACACAAAACCUGCCUGUGGCGUUAAGCAUGGUUAAAGUCAGUGAGAUUGCAUUUUCCACAAUUCUGAUGUUUGAUGUGAACUCAAGCUCUUGCAUGAUUGUAUGCCUUGCACUGCUGCAUCAUGAUUGGCUGCCUGGAUAUUUACAUGAAUGAGAAGGUGUCCAGGUGUUCCUAAUAAAAAGGUGGUCAGUGAGAGUAAUUAUCAAUGUUAUACCAUACCUAACCAUAUACAUACAUAUAUGUACAUAUAUCACCAAUACUAUUUUAGAUAAAAAACAGUCUUAAUGUUGCACUGUUGCUAAGUUUUCAUCAUAUCUUACAAAUAUCCAUGACUAGUUUAUAACCCGCUAGCAUCACCUUACCGUUAACCUUGUUUUACAUUUCACAUUUCUCUCAUCUUCUGCUGUUUUAAAGGCAAAUAUGUCGGUUGUUUCUCCACCUUUGAGUGCAAAUAAGGACUCGCUCGAGCUGUUCAUGGUACUGUUGGAAUUGGAGGCCGUGGAGAAACAGAUCCGCGACCUGCUCGACAAGCAGGCCCAGUUGCAGGAGCAAACAACCGUACUGGAAAUAUCUUGUGUUAUCACCUACAAAUCCAAGGUAAGCAUGCAGCGUGGUACUACCACUGCCAGCCCCCUACGCCAUGUGUUUCUCUGUGCAGGGACCGUGCACCCAGGACGUAUCCGACCCAGGUCUCCGUCACACAGUAGCGGAAGGCCAAACCCCAGGCGAGUACCCCCUCCGCCACCCCCUGUCUUCAAGAUCUCCACCAGGAACCGCUUCGCCCCUCUCCUACAAAUCAAAUCAAACGCCAUGAUCAUCGGAGACUCCAUUGUUCGUAACACCCAUGUUUCCUCAUCUAAAGGUAAGGGGCGCACACAUUGUUUCUCUGGUGCUCGUGUUGUUGAUGUCGCGGCGGCAGUACCCACGAUCCUGAUGAAAGGCGAGAGUAUCAGAGCUGUUGUGCUCCACGCCGGGGUGAAUGACAUCAGGCUGCGGCAGACGGAAGUCCUGAAGAGGGCCUUUGGCAGCCUGAUCGAGACGGUAUGCAGCAGAUCACCCUAUACAAAGAUCAUCAUCUCUAGACCUCUGCCCACAUACAGACAUGGAAUUGAAAGGUUCAAUAGACUUUUCGCUUUUAGUGAAUGGUUAAUAUCUUGAACAGAAUCUGCUCUUUGUUAAUAACUGGAAUCUGUUCUGGGAGUGUCCUAGGUUGUUCCAUGCUGAUGGCCUGCACCUCAGCAGACUCAGAGCGGAACUCCUGUCAGACAACAUCUCCAAGAUGCUUCACACCAUGUGACUGCCUGCCGGCGAUCAAGCCUCCAUGGGAAACUGAGUGAAGAUUUUUUUUUUUUCAUCAGAAGAAGGAGAUACGGUGGAAGAAAAAAAAAAUAGGGGCGGUUUGACUGACACCUGCCCUCCAGCACUGGUGAAGGACGGGUAAUGGAGGAGUAAAGACAGGGUGUACAAGGGAAAAGGUGCUGCUGAAAGAAUGAAGACAACCAGAAAACAAGCACACCCUUUUAUUAACUUUCACUUAAAUUAAUAAAGCACAAUUUGUGAUCCCUCAACAUGCCUGACAGAAGACUUCUGCUACUAGUGUCCCUCUGCCUAUGGGAGGUGCUUGUAAGGGCAGAGCCAGUCACAAAGGUUGUGAGAAGGAGAGGACUGAGUCCGGUUCACUUGCAGUUGCAUGUGGUGAACAAUCAGUGGGACCAACCAAGUUUGGAGAAGAAUGGAUUGCCACUGGUUAGGCUCAAGGAGAUGAUUAGUGCUGACAAAGUGGACGAUAAGUUUGCAGGUCACUCAAAAGCUGAGCAGACCAAUGAAGCACUAUCAAUCUCAAACCAGGAAGAACUGCAUGACUUUAAUGCUAAAUAUCCUCAGCAGGACAACGAGGACUCCACGAAAAUGGACUCAAGGGUAUUUAAAGCAGUUGAUAGUACCAGAGAUCUACUUGAAACCCGAAGGAUUAAGAAUAACACUAAAAACACUGAAAUCCUGAAACGUGGAAGAGUUGAUAAGGGAAUUCCAAUUCACCACAAAAUAGACUCUAGUUUACACUUCAACAGAACCAGAUACAAAUCACCGCCGAGAUUUAGAGCAAGGCCAAGCCCUGGGAUUCUUAAUAAUGCCAUAGGUCCAAAGGGAAUGAUAUUGGAUUCGCCCCGUAAAUUAAACCUGACAGGAAACUUUGGUGUAUUGAAGCUUAUUUCUAAGGACAACCUUGUGCGGAUUGUAAAUUCCCAACUCCAGAAUGGUCUGACCUUCCAGAAUAAGAUUAGUCACAGUAGGAAGAGAGAUUUGAUCAAUAUAGAUCAUGGGCAACUGGAGGAGCCCAAAAUAAAGAGACAAGACAGUUCUGUAACUCCAGAUGUAUAUGAAUCUGAUAAUCAUAACAAGACUUCAAGACCAGCUGGUGAGCCACAGUCAAGCACCAUAACGAAUCCAAAUGUCAGUCCAGUUCAUAUUUUUAAGUGGCCAGUUAGUGAUCUCAAUCCAAAUUCAAAAGAUGAAGAUAAGGAGACAGCGGCUGAGUCUAUACCUGCUGUGAAAAGCAAACACCACUUAACCCAUGUUGUAUCAACACCUCAAAGUGAACUCAUGGCUGACCUCGAGGCCAUUCCUUUUACUAGUCAUACCAAUAUGUCUGUGAUUGUGCAUGAAGGAACAUCACAUGCACCUUCUCAGGCAGUCUCAGAUAAGAGCUACUUUCUCGACUCACAAACUGAGAUUACUCUUAAUGCCAAAGAGGAAUCCGGUCAAAACAUGGAUGCUCCAGGAAUGGAUUUUAAUGUCACUCAGGAACCUUCAGACUUUGUCGAAGACAGUCACAUUCUGAAACUGCGCCCAAAUCCAGAUGGUGAAGACAUGGACAAGGAGGAUAUUUGGGAACCAUCGGUCACCUGGCCUCUGCAUGGUGGCCAUGGUCUCGUGUUCCAGGAGAUGGAAGAGGAUGGAGGUGAAGGGUGGAGUCCGAAGGAAAGUGAUGGGUCUCGAUCACGAAGCAGACGGAGUUGGAUCUGGAACCAGUUUUUUGUUAUCGAGGAGUACGCUGGUCCUGAACCUGUUCUCAUUGGAAGGCUUCACACUGACAUGGACAGAGGUGAUGGGCGCACCAAGUACGUGCUCCGAGGCGAAGGGGCAGGGUCAGUGUUUGUGAUUGAUGAAAAGACAGGCAACAUCCAUGUGACAAAGCCCUUGGACAGGGAGGAGAAGGACGAGUACCGGCUUAUCGCCACAGCAACAGACAGCCAGACAGAGCGUGCCCUGGAGCCCUCUUCCCAGUUCAUCAUCAGGGUGCAGGACAUCAACGACAACCCGCCUGUGUUCGAAGACAGGCCGUACAGCGCUACUGUCUCUGAGAUGGCCAACAUAGGCACAUCCAUUGUUCAGGUAACAGCGACUGAUGCUGAUGACCCCACCUAUGGGAACAGUGCUCGUCUGGUCUACACUCUGGUGCAAGGCCAGCCUCAUUUCUCUGUGGACCCACAGACAGGAAUCUUGCGCACAGCAGUCCCUGAUUUGGACAGAGAAACUCAGGACCAGUACCUCAUAAUCCUCCAGGCUAAAGACAUGGGUGGCCAUCUUGGAGGGCUUUCUGGAACCACAACAGUUACUGUGAAGCUGACAGACGUCAAUGACAAUCCGCCUCAUUUUACUCAGAGCUCCUGGUUGUUCUCUGUGUCGGAGUUGGCGGCACCAGGGGCGGAGGUGGGCCGGAUCUCAGCAACAGACGCUGACCUGGGAGAGAACGCCAAGCUGGAAUAUACCAUCCUGGAGGGGGAAUCAGGAGACACUUUCAGCAUUACUGGAGUAAACCAGGAGGCCAUCAUCACCCUCACUAAGGCUGUUGACUAUGAGAGUCGGAGCUCAUAUUCCUUCUCCGUGGAGGUGAUGAACCCAACUGUUGACCCACGGUUCCUGCGCCGUGGCCCCUUUAAGGAUCGUGCCACCAUCCGAGUGGCUGUACUGGAUGCAGACGAACCGCCACGUUUCUCCCGGGCCCGGUACCAUAUGGAGGUGUCGGAGAACUGCCCUCCGGCAUGCACCGUUGGACGGGUUAGUGCCGUGGACCCAGACACAGGACUCAGCAGCAACAUCAGGUACUCCAUUGAUCCUCAGUCAGAUCCAGAGGUUUUGUUCCGCAUCACCCCAGACACUGGGCUUAUCACCACGACAACAGAGCUGGACCGUGAGCACGAGCAGUGGCACAAUAUCACCAUCAUCGCCACACAAAGAGAUAACCCCAGCCAGGUUUCCAGAGUGCUAGCUGCCAUAGAGACACUAGACUUGAAUGACAAUGCUCCGGAGCUGGACCGACAGUACACGACAGCCAUGUGUGACUCCACCUCCACUGGACAGGUGGUGCAGGUGUUGAGAGCAAUUGAUAGAGACGAGGGAGGGAAUGACAGCACAGUCUACUUCAACAUCCCUCCAGAGUCCAGUGCCGCACUCAACUUCAGCAUUCGAGAGAGCGGAGGUCCCACCGCAAGCCUGGUUCUAGUCUCGCCCUUACAGGCACUCUCCCGCUCUUCAACAUCCUCUCUGACACUCCAUGUUCCUCUGGUCCUCAGGGACGUAUCGUCGGGGCUGACUAGCACGGCAACAGUCACCGUGUCAGUGUGUCCCUGUCUGAGAGGAGGUGCACGAGCCGGGGAGAAAGAGAAGCAGAGUGAUGCGGAGUGGGAAAGGGAAACUGUGUGUCUACCCCAGCACUCCUCCCUGCCUUCUCCGGGUCUUAGCACAGCGGCCCUGCUGGCAAUUUUAGCAUGCGGGGCGACACUUUUAGCUGUCACUGCUUUAUCUCUGUCCCUGCGCAGACAAAAAAGGGACUCGCUUUCUCCACUAGAGGAAGACGACGUCAGGGAGAACAUCAUCACGUAUGAUGACGAAGGAGGCGGUGAAGCCGACACCGCUGCUUUUGACAUCACAGCACUCCAGAGCGCCCCCCACGGUGCUCGCAGGGGAUACCGAACCCUAGACAGUAGGAACAUACGCCUCUCUCAGCGUGGCCAGGAUAAAUCACGGACAUACAGCAGCUGGGCCCAAGCAGGAACUAUGGAAAGUGGGCAGUACCCCAGCCAGACUCCUCUAUAUGGUCGCUUGUGUUACAGCAGCCAGACCCUCCCUGUGCUACGGCGGUCACAGGGCCCAUAUGACCCUGGCCUGACGGAACUGGGAUAUCGCUUUUCUGGUGGGCAGCCGGAUCACUCCCUGGUAAUCCAUAACCAAGGUGCAAUGGUGGGGCCACUGGAACCAGGAGCUUUGUACAUGGGGCCCAGUGAGGUGGGAAAUAGCUCUAGAGAGGGAACUGCAUCUCAGGAUGGAGCCACUGCAUCUGAAGAAGGAACGCCACAGAAAAAUAAUACCAAGGAAGAUUCAGGCAGUGAUACCCAGCAGAGCCAGGAUUUUAAUUGGGUGCAGUCAGAUUCUGCUCCACGGGACCUGGUGCUGACUCGCUCAGGCUCGCUGGCCAGGCCCGGGGUUUCAGGUGGCUGGUUGUGUGAUUCAGCCACUCUGCCUAUGGCAGGGCGGCGCUCCUCACGUGCUGGGCUCUCACCAAAAAAGAGUGCAGCUGGCUCCACAGAUGGCACAGAUGGAGCAAACAAUGCCAUGCAAUCUGUCAGUCGCAAUUAUACCACUGUCCUGCAGGGGGAGCAGCAUAAGGACUACACAGGCACCUUGAGCCAAGGAGGAUUGGAGAUGGGAAGUAGUUUUGUGGUAGCAAGGCCAGAAGGGGGGAUUCCACUGUGCGUCCCGGAGAGCACAGGGUUUGUGGCUGACUGGCGGGAACGGGUGGGUGUGGGGGCUUACAGCCUGGGCAGGAGGGAUAUGAUGCCCCAACUGCUGCCCUACCCUGGGCAGGGUCGAGGCGCAUUUGGAGGGAUCCUGGGAUAUGGAGGAGCUUGGCCUACAGUGCCUGAAGCAGCAGGAAGAGGCAUGCAAGGAGGCGGUGGCCAGUCCCUGGCCUUGAGAGUCGGCGAGUUCCUGCGGCUACGCCUGGCACAGGUGACCUUUGAUCCAACGCAGCCUCCAUAUGACUCUGUGCAAGUGUAUGGCCUUGAAGGCACAGGGUCACGGGCUGGCUCGCUUAGCUCCCUGGAGAGCGAAGGAGAGAAGGAGGCCAACAAGGAUGAGUGGGGUGGUGGGCUGGAGGAGUGGGGCCCACGUUUCCACAAACUAGCCCAACUUUUCCAAGAAAGGGAGAAAGAGAUAGAGGAUGAAAAGGAGAGUGAGGCAGGGACACCCAGGAAACAAAAUGGUAAGGACAAACAGGAGAAAGAGGGGCUGUCAGGAGAUGAGAGGAAGGACAAAGACUGAGAGCUAGAGUCGGGGAUGGUGUAAGGGUAUGGGGGGGAUAAGUAAACAGCAACAAGUACUAGAGUAAUAGGUAAAGAAGGAAAAGGAGAGAGACAGAGAAAGAUAUAAAGGAAAAGUAAUUGGGACAGGCACACAAAACAAAUGUGAGCUAAAUAGAGAGGGAGAGAGGAAGCUGCGGAGUGAGUGAUUGAUGAAAUUUAAAGCAAUAUGUGUUAAAAAGCAGAACAUUGAGCACAGAAAGAGAGACAGAGAACGCUUUGUUUAUUUACCAUUCUCUAAGUGUUGCAGGCUGGACGUGGGGAAAAAAUCCCUAUAGUACCUUUUCUAUUCACAGAGAGAGAGAGAGAGAGCGAGAGAGCGAUAGAGAGAGUUUGUGUGUGUGUGUGUGUGUGUGUGUAUGAGAGAGAGAGAAAGAGUGACAGACUGACAGACUGCAGGUGACUUCAAUUAUGUUUUUGGGGCAAUGUCCAAGACAAAACAAAGUAGGCUAUCAUACCACGAAUGAUAAACACAAAAGAAUACAUAAAGGUGAGAGAUAUAGGUUUGUACAGGAAGUGCUGGAAUGAAUUAUUGUGAUCAUAGUGUUGGCAAAAUGUUAUCAUGAAAAUCGUGCACACAUGCGCAUUUUCAAAAAAAACAAACAAUUGUCUUACUUUUUUUUGAUGCCUUUUCAAUGCAAAACAUCUUGGCUUGGAUUUAAGAUGGGCUUUACUGCAUACACGUCAUGAAAUUUGCAAAACUGAAUAUCAACUGCCAUAUUAGAAACCUAAAGAAUGACUGACAUGCAUUUAAACGAGGCUACAGGUGUAAUGUUAUACAGUGUCAGUGUUCUUUUGCCGGAUCUGUGUAAACAAUAUUGGAAGUGCAAAAAUGUUAUGCUUCAUUUUCAUGUUUUCCACUUUUUAAUUGAUUACUAGCACUUUUUACUACAGCAGUGAUUUGCGGAUUAUUUACCAGAAGUAUUGACCAAUUCUGGAACAAUUACUGAAAUAAAUAUUCAGAGAAUUUAAUUGGCACAAUUACUCAAGAGAGAUCAGGAGCAGGAUGCAAAGUCUCAGCUGGAAUGCACUUUUAUAUGUGAAGCUCAAUAAUAGAUAUGACGAUACUGUUGUUGUUUUUCCAUAUAAAAAAAAAAAAAUCAGUAUAAAUACUAUGACAUUGUAUGUAAAUAUAAAUAUUGAAAACCAUUGUUUAAAGUGAUUACUGAGUACUGAGUGAGUACUGUAAUAUUCAGAGUAACAACAUGAAGAGCUAGAGGAGAUAAAAGAUUAAAAUGUCAUGUUGGAUUACAGCACUGAGGAAUGAAAACACCUGCAGAGGAAUAAACUGAACCGAGUGGA
Molecule: messenger RNA, 14545 nt
Organism: Ictalurus punctatus (channel catfish)
Lineage: Eukaryota; Metazoa; Chordata; Actinopteri; Siluriformes; Ictaluridae
Gene: cdh24b
Product: cadherin-2A
Exons: 14
Coding region: 8454-13205 (1583 amino acids)
Biological process (GO): adherens junction organization; calcium-dependent cell-cell adhesion; homophilic cell-cell adhesion
Cellular component (GO): plasma membrane; catenin complex; adherens junction
Molecular function (GO): calcium ion binding; cadherin binding
Source: RefSeq, a predicted model, not a curated record